ACACAGAAUACAAGGGUUUUUCUUUCUCUCCACAGUUCCAACUUGCAAACCUCCUCCUGAAUUCAGCUGAAUCUCUUCCUCUCAACUCAGAGAUAAGUGCUGCAAAGAUUGAAGAGCCUUCCAUGGGCAUACUAAAGACAGACCCCGUUAGUCCAGACAGACUAGAAGACGGAGAAAUAGGUAAAAAGCUCCAUGGAAAAUGUCUCAGAACCAUCUCCACUGAGUCUCCUGUUAAGCUUUACUGCUGCUAUGCAGUGAUCAUGGUCCUCACUGUAGCUGUAGUUGCACUUUCUGUUGCUUUGUCAUUGUCAGUGAGAUCAGUCACUGAGACUGUGCCACCUGCUAUGCCACCUGCCCAAAAGACUGGAUUGGAUUUGGAAGCAAAUGUUUUUAUUUUUCUGAAGACAUGAGAAACUGGACACUCAGCCAGACCUACUGCAUGGCACUAGAGGCCCACCUAGCUGGAUUUGAGAGCCUAGAGGAGCUGAAUUUCCUGAAGAGAUACAAAGGGCCUUCUGACCACUGGAUUGGCCUGCACAGAGACUCACCACAGCAUCCUUGGAGGUGGACAGACGACAUUGAAUAUAACAAGUUCGUUCCCACCAGAGGAAAAGGAGAAUGUGGCUACCUGAGUGACAUGGGGAUCAGCAGUGCAAGGGACUACACACACAGGAAGUGGAUUUGUAGCAAGUCCAAGACAUAUUUUACAGGUCCCAAAGAUUUCAAAUCGAGGGACAGGAUUUCUCUGUGUAGCCUUGGCUGUCCUUAACCUUCUUUAUAGACCACUUGGUCUUGAACUCAAAUCUGCUUGCCUUUGUCUCUCAAGUGCUGGGUUUAUAGGGGUGUGCCACUAUCGCUCGGCCUAGACUGUGUUUUUAUUUCUUAGAUAAAUGCAAGCAUAUCUCAUUUAGGAAAAUACUUUUCUCAGUGAAGAUCCUUCUUCUUUUAGCCUGUUUUGCUUUGCAGUCCAUUUUAUUCCGAGUAAACAAAUAAGAAAUA
Messenger RNA from Mesocricetus auratus (golden hamster), 999 nucleotides. RefSeq names its product C-type lectin domain family 2 member H-like. The transcript is spliced from 6 exons. Lineage: Eukaryota; Metazoa; Chordata; Mammalia; Rodentia; Cricetidae. The coding region runs from base 407 to 769 and encodes 120 amino acids. Gene Ontology annotation, cellular component: external side of plasma membrane. The record is from RefSeq and is a predicted model, not a curated record.